This is a messenger RNA of Knipowitschia caucasica, 1086 nucleotides long. NCBI's taxonomy places the organism in Eukaryota, Metazoa, Chordata, Actinopteri, Gobiiformes, Gobiidae. The record is from the annotation of a GenBank genome assembly.
AUGAGCCGCUUGUCCCUGUGUGCCGAGUGCAGCGCCGCCGCCAGACUCAGUCAUUCCAAGUAUGUGACGCUCAGGGCCUCCGAUGGUCCGGACGCUCAGGGCCUCCGAUGGUCCGGACGCUCAGGGCCUCUGAUGGUCCAGGCGGUCAGGGCCUCCGAUGGUCCGGACGCUCAGGGCCUCCGAUGGUCCGGACGCUCAGGGCCUCUGAUGGUCCAGGCGCUCAGGGCCUCCGAUGGUCCGGACGCUCAGGGCCUCCGAUGGUCCGGACGCUCAGGGCCUCUGAUGGUCCAGGCGCUGAGGCCUCUGAUGGUCCAGGCGCUGAGGGCCUCCGAAGGGCCGGACGCUCAGGGCCUCCGAAGGGCCGGACGCUCAGGGCCUCCGAUGGUCCAGAAGCGCAGGGCCUCCGAUGGGCCAGGCGCUCAGGGCCUCCCAUGGUCCAGACGCGCAGGGCCUCCGAUGGUCCAGACGCUCAGGGCCUCCGAUGGGCCAGACGCGCAGGGCCUCCGAUGGGCCAGGCGCUCAGGGCCUCCGAUGGGCCAGGCGCUCAGGGCCUCCGAUGGGCCAGGCGCUCAGGGCCUCCGAUGGGCCGGACGAUCAGGGCCUCCGAUGGUCCAGAAGCGCAGGGCCUCCGAUGGGCCAGGCGCUCAGGGCCUCCCAUGGUUCAGACGCGCAGGGCCUAGACGCUCAGGGCCUCCGAUGGGCCAGGCGCUGAGGGCCUCCGAUGGGCCAGGCGCUCAGGACCUCCGAUGGUCCAGAAGCGCAGGGCCUCCGAUGGGCCAGGCGCUCAGGCCCUCAGAUGGGCCAGGCGCUGAGGGCCUCCGAUGGUCCAGAAGCGCAGGGCCUCCGAUGGGCCAGGCGCUCAGGGCCUCCCAUGGUUCAGACGCGCAGGGCCUCCGAUGGUCCAGACGCUCAGGGCCUCCGAUGGGCCAGGCGCUGAGGGCCUCCGAUGGGCCAGGCGCUCAGGACCUCCGAUGGUCCAGAAGCGCAGGGCCUCCGAUGGGCCAGGCGCUCAGGCCCUCAGAUGGGCCAGGCGCUGAGGGCCUCCGGUGGGCCAGGCGCUGCAUCCAGGCAGGGUUAUUUGUAUAG